Messenger RNA from Cynara cardunculus var. scolymus (artichoke), 1545 nucleotides. RefSeq lists its product as uncharacterized. Gene Ontology annotation, biological process: proteolysis. The coding region runs from base 1 to 1545 and encodes 514 amino acids. The transcript has 5 exons. The record is from RefSeq and is a predicted model, not a curated record. Gene Ontology annotation, molecular function: aspartic-type endopeptidase activity; zinc ion binding; nucleic acid binding. Lineage: Eukaryota; Viridiplantae; Streptophyta; Magnoliopsida; Asterales; Asteraceae.
AUGUCGAAGAAUGACAUCGAUAUUGGUCGGGAUGGUCGGUGGAAUGGUCAAAGCUCGUUUUUUCGCUCGGUUUUUCCAGAGAAAACGGGCGGUGGGAUGGUCGGUGGUGGGGAUGAAUGGAUGGCUCGUCGAUCUCAACGUGUGGCUAGUAGGCGUAACCGAAUUUCAGUCGGAGGCCCUGAGCCUUCUCAUUCAGAUGCUAAUGAGGAUGAAAUGGACCCAUAUAUUUUGGCAGCUGUGAAUCAGGCAGUCUCUAAUUUACUGCCCAGCAUCGUGGCCCAAGUAGUCGAGGCAGCUCAGCAGAACUCUACCGGAGGACCCCCACCAAAGCCUCAAUCCUUCAUUUCGGCACCGACUCCCGUGGAUGCAGAAAAUUGGGUCUCACACAUACAGAAGAUUUUUGAGGUUUUGGGGUGUUCGGAACCGUAUAGGGUUAAGUUGGCGGUAUACAAAUUGGAAGGAGAUGCUCAAAGAUGGUGGGACGCGAUCAAGCAAGCUAAAGGAAAUGAAUACGUUGAUGCCCUUUCAUGGAUGGGGUCCCGUGAGGUGUUCUAUCAGCAGUAUUUCUCAGCUGCGGAUAAGAACACAUUUGUGAGAGAGUAUGCCACAAUUCGCCAACGAGAUGAUGAGUCUGUAACAGAGUAUUUGGCGGCAGAUGCUGUCAAGAAUAUUGAGAUGGAGCGGCAAGACUUUUUGGCAUCCAAACCAGAUGGGGGAAAGAAUAGAAGUCGAGAUGGGCAACAAAUUCAGCAGAUGGGGCAACAAAAUCAACAGCAAGGUGGUAACAGUGGGAAUCAGUGGGGACAUAAUAGUGGCAAGCGUCAGGGGCAGUGGCAAGGUCAAAAUCAGGGUCAGAGGCGCCAUCCUGGAAACGUGUGUUAUAAGGCUUCCGGAGCUUGCUUUUUGUGCGAUCAGGUGGGACAUUUGGCGAGAGAUUGCAAGAAAUCUUGUAGCACCGACAAAGGAAAUGACGCUAAGGCAACUAGUGGAGGUAGGGUGUUUGCCUUAUCAGCUAACCAGGCAGCAAAUUCAGUUAUGAUUUCAAGAAUUCUUUCGAUUGGCACACAUGAUGUUUAUGCUUUAAUUGAUACGGGGGCAACCCAUUCUAUGGUUUCUUUGAUUUUUGCUAAUCAUCUUAGAGUGCCUUGUACAUCGUUAGAAUCACCUUUAGUUAUUGCUACUCCUUUAGGUAAUUCGGUAGUUAUAUCUCGAGAAUUUAAAGGGUGUCCUUUAAAAGUAGGGGGUCAAAUUCGUGAGGUCGAUUUACUCCCUAUUAGCAUGAACGAUUUUGAUGUUAUUUUGGGUAUGGACUGGUUGUCAAAGCAUAGAGAAACAAUUGAGUGCCUAGCUAAGCAAGUAAUCUUCGGCGACAAAGAGAGGCCUGAUUUCGUAUAUCAAGGGUUUCAACCAAAAAGAGAAGUAAAGAUCAUAUCUGCCUUAAAAGCUCAAAAGUUAGUUUUCCAUGGAUGUCAGGGAUUUCUAGCGUUGGUUAAAGACACAUCGGUGGAAGAGCAUUCCCUUGAAAGUCAACCAGUGGUCAGAUAA